Prunus armeniaca (apricot) is the source of this 876-nucleotide messenger RNA. Lineage: Eukaryota; Viridiplantae; Streptophyta; Magnoliopsida; Rosales; Rosaceae. The record is from the annotation of a GenBank genome assembly.
AUGAUGCAGCUUUCGGAGAUAGCGUUGGUCGAUGAAAUGGAUAAAGCACCUGACACACUGCAACCUUGCUCUGUUGAUAGUCUGGUGGACUUGUUACCAUCUGUUACCAGUAGUUCUUGUGGUAAUGAGUUUGAUAACCACACUAAAUGUGGUCCUCAAGGUGUCAAUUGCUCAAGGUCAGAAAUACCGCUGGAUCGUCUGGUUAUGCUGGGCAGUUGCUCACGUGGGGUGCAGUCAAUGUUUGAUCAUGCUGUCUACACAUUUGAAUAUCUAGUACAGAGGAUAUUCCCUUCCUCAAAACAAUGGAUUGAUGAUCUGAUGCAUCUUAUCUUUUUCCUUCAUUUGGAAGGAGUGAAACUGAGGCCAAAAAUGGAGAGGUCAUAUUCUAGUUGUACAAAAGCUACUUGCAGCACUGAAUUGGAAAAUGUGGUUUUCCAAGAAGACGAAGCUCAUUUUGGAGACCUUUUCUGUGAAAGUGGUCGUGGUCUACAGAAGGAUAUGAUCAGCCACCAGUUGUUGCUAACUCUAGCUCUGGCCCGAUCUGAAGAGGCAAAAGCGUCACAUGCGAAGUUAAUAUUUUCUGCUCACAGAACAACUGGUGGUCCAACUUCGGAGCUUGGGGUGAACGAUCAUUUGUCAUCUUGGGUUUCCAUUGUAUUUGAAAAUACUCGUAAUAUUGACAGAUUAUGCUUGAGUUGGGAUGACAUCGGUUCAACCAUGUCAUCAAUUCUGGGGUUCUGGAAAGCUAAACACGCGGCAGUUGUGGAGGAUCUUGGUAUUGAAAGAGACAUUUUCGUACUUUGUUGGGACUUUCCAACUAUUGGCACUGCAAAAGGACCGUCAGCUUCCUUUAGGGAGCAAUCCAGAGACUCUUAA